Molecule: messenger RNA, 1245 nt
Organism: Heterocephalus glaber (naked mole-rat)
Lineage: Eukaryota; Metazoa; Chordata; Mammalia; Rodentia; Bathyergidae
Gene: Taf12
Product: TATA-box binding protein associated factor 12
Biological process (GO): RNA polymerase II preinitiation complex assembly; DNA-templated transcription initiation
Cellular component (GO): SAGA complex; transcription factor TFIID complex
Molecular function (GO): DNA binding; TBP-class protein binding; protein heterodimerization activity
Source: RefSeq, a predicted model, not a curated record
CAGUUGAGGAAGAAGAGUGGGAGGAGGGAGUCAGGACCCAGACCCACAGUGGGUCAGUGUUUAAAGAACUAGGUUGUGGAGGAGACUGGGCUGUGAGCAUUCAGGCUCUUGGGACGGGACUUGAAGGGAUCGGGCUCGGAGAAGAUGCGGCUGUGGGAACCCAGGCUCUGAAUGAGACUUAGAGAACGGGAACGGAGUGAGUUCUUCGGCAUCUGAGGGAAAGCGGUCCGAGAGGGACAGGAUUGUGAAACCCGUACUUUUUGGAAGAAAGGGUCGGAACGAAACUGGGCGUGAAGACACGCUUCACAGAGUUGAUUGGCCUUGGUCCUCACAGCUCCAAAAAGAAACAAGAUCUCGAUAAGCUCUAUGAGCUGAAGUCCAAAGCUCGGCAGAUUAUGAACCAGUUUGGCCCCUCAGCACUUAUCAACCUCUCCAGUUUUUCAUCCAUAAAACCGGAACCAGCCAGCAACCCUCCACAGGGCCCCAUGGCCAAUAGCACCACUGUGGUAAAGAUACCAGGCACUCCUGGGACAGGAGGUCGUCUUAGCCCUGAGAGCAAUCAGGUUUUGACCAAGAAGAAGUUACAGGACUUAGUAAGAGAAGUGGAUCCUAAUGAACAGCUGGAUGAAGAUGUGGAGGAGAUGCUGCUGCAGAUCGCUGAUGACUUCAUCGAGAGCGUGGUGACAGCUGCCUGCCAGCUUGCUCGGCAUCGCAAGUCCAGUACCCUGGAGGUGAAGGACGUCCAGCUGCACCUAGAGAAUGGCAUUGAUCCGGAAAACAACCAAGAAAUAACACACAGAAAGGUCAGGGUAUGGACCUGUCCAAUGUAUUUGGAGAUAUUUGAGCUGAGACCUCAGCCAUCUCAUCCUUGGAGUUUUGUUUUUUUUUUUAAUGCUUUACAGAGAAGCAUAUAUUUUUUAUUAACAGUGCAGCAAUAUCUAUAAUGACUGAGAGGAUCUGCCAAAAGAAUAAAGCCUCCUACCCCAAUUUCCAGUUCCUUUUCCCUGCCGUCUUAAAGAGGAGCAGUAUAUCUUCCAGAGAAGAUUUUAUUUGUGGUUUAUUAUAUAAGUGAUUGAAUAUGGGACGAAACAUUAUGGUUUUAUUGGAUGAGACAGUAUUAGGAUUUGUAGAGGGUUUUGUUUCCUCCUCCCUCCCCCUUUUCCCUGUACUUUGUAAUGUCAGUGUUUAUAUGAAUAUGAAUUUGAUUUGCUUUUCCAGAAUAAAGAAGUUAUUAAUUGAAAGACA